Mangifera indica (mango) is the source of this 723-nucleotide messenger RNA. RefSeq lists its product as uncharacterized. The record is from RefSeq and is a predicted model, not a curated record. Lineage: Eukaryota; Viridiplantae; Streptophyta; Magnoliopsida; Sapindales; Anacardiaceae. The transcript is spliced from 4 exons. Bases 202 to 495 code for a protein of 97 amino acids.
AAUGGAUAUCCUUCACCCGAGGUCUAUCCUCCAAAACGCAUGUCAUACUCACCGUUUUAACCGCUUCAUUAAGCUGAUCAACCUGCCACGACGUAACGUCACCGUAUCCCACCAUGCUUGAAGGCAUCACAUUGGUGAUCUUCUUUUUCAUCGAUUCCAUUUCUGCUGUCCCUCACAUAAACGGUCGAAUAGCUGUGAGCCAUGGCUACAAUAGCAGCUCGUCAAGCUGCAUCGACACUAGCCCGACUUUCCUCUUCCAGAACAUCGGCGCAAGCCACUUCUCUUAUUCAACGGCGUGGUCUUGCCGGUGCUGCUGAUCACCACGGCCCGCCAAAGGUUAAUUGGUGGGAAGACCCGAUGAGCCCCUCUAAGUGGAAGGAAGAACAUUUUGUAAUUGUCUCAUUAUCUGGUUGGGGCUUACUCUUCUUUGGAGGAUACAAAAUGUUUACUGGAGGCAAAGUGAAGGAAGAGAAAUUGGUUGAAGCUGCACAAUAAGUUUUGGAGCUUUAAAUUUUCCCAAAUUCCUGGUAAUAAUGUGCAUAUAUUGGAGCUUUAAUGUCUUAAGAAUUUCUUUCUUUGUCAACACUGCUACCCAGUGUAUGAUUUUUUCUUGGAGAUUAAAGAUAAUUAAACUUGAAGGGUGAUUGCUUUGUUGGAGCCAAUUAACCAUUUCAUGUACUUAUCAUUCCCAAGUAAUUUUUAAAUAAUCUUUUGUUCUGAUAA